GCUCAUAGAAUCCUUGAUAUGAUAACCUUUGGUUGAGGACUACUUGUCUUUUAUACCAUUAUAUUAAUUAGAUUUUCGUAUAGCUUUCAAUGUUCUGCUACUUGUCUUUUUCUACCUUUGGUUUCCAUUUUCUGCAAUUUGAUAUCUAGUAUUGCCUCCUUAUUCAUGCCUUUCAGGGGAUAAUAUUCCAUCACAAUCCUUUGUACAACAAGACGAUUUCAGACAAAAAAGGAACUCGUAUGAGACGGCUGAAAAGAUAUCUACAAGAGGAAUAUCAUGCAAGGUAAAAGUUACCGCGCAUCCCCUAAACAGACCUCUGGGAUUGUAAGGGGAUUGCUUGGCCUGAUUCCUUCACUUCGCUGUUGCUUUACCCAUUUCAGAAGAUGAAGACUUCCGCAAUGAAAAUGCCGCUACCAGGUACAACUUCUACAAGUUGUACUCCUGCUAAUGAAGAUAGGAAUAAGACCGACAUGCAAGUUUCUGGUGACGAUACAUCAAUCUCCGCCUCAUCCUCCACUUCGGAAAAUGAAGGUGAAAAUUGCACGGUUUCCCCAUUGUUAGCUAAGACCAAAAACAAGACAUAUGAUAAUAGUGAACCACUCGACAAUCCUGUGGAAAUUGAUAAUCUAGAAGACUUCUUUACUCGAGUUAGUGGACAAAUUAAACGAGCUCGAUCUAUCAGUUUUUCGACUGGCCAAUCUUCUUCCAUAUAUGACAAGAUAUCCGCCACACAAAAGUCUACACCGUCAGUGGAAAUGCUCGCCACAUCAAAAGAUGACAUUGACAGAUUACUAAACAUGCCUUCUCAAGACUUACUUGUACCUGAAAACUGUUCAACAUUAAGUGCAGCACUGUCAAUAUAUGCUUUGUCACCAGAUUUAUCGGCUGAGAGAGCGAUUGCCUUGGAGAAACUCAAAGAGAACCUUCCGCAUCUUUCCUCAACCUUGCGUAGAGCUAAGAAGGACAAAGAGGAGUAUUAUAAGAAGGCUGCCAAGAAAGUGGUCAUCGUCGAUGAGCUCACAAAAGGUCAGGAACUCUACACCAACCUCAAAGAGUACAACGACAAGCUUGAAUGUACAAUGGAUUCCAUCAGAAACCAAAUGAGUAAGUUGAAGGCAAGAUUGAAGGAUGCAAAGACAAAAAGAAAAGCAAUCCAGGAGCAAAAAUUGAGUUUGGCUAAGAAGUGUUUUGAAAAGUCUACUAAUCUUGAUGAAAUGGAAGCUGAGUUUCCUGUUCUAGAAGAGAUGAAAGAGUUAGCUGAUUCGGAUAUUGCCCAAGUGGAAGAAAGGUUGAAAGUCUUCAAAAGCAAGAUAACCGGAUCGCCUGUGUAAAUCGCCCUUCAUAUGAAUUUGCUGGCUAGUAUUCUAGAGUAUAAGAGCAUGUAAAUAUCUUUUUUGCGACGUACUUUCUAUCUUUUGGAUGGCAUCCCUAAGAAUAGCCAAGUUGGUCAAACUCGUAAAGUGAAACGAGUAGUGUAGAUCCAUGGCAAUGUACUGGAAUUUUUGCAGAGUUGACAAAGCGAUCAAGAAGAAUGAUCACAGUUACUAUCUUUUGGUGUAUAUGGAACGUAAGGAAUCACAGAUAUUUUGAUGGAAUCUCAACUCCAACUUAAACUUUGAAGGCCUUUUGCUUAGUUAACCUUUACAGUUGGAAUUUUCUUAAACUUGUAA
Molecule: messenger RNA, 1670 nt
Organism: Nicotiana tabacum (common tobacco)
Lineage: Eukaryota; Viridiplantae; Streptophyta; Magnoliopsida; Solanales; Solanaceae
Source: RefSeq, a predicted model, not a curated record